Phytophthora nicotianae INRA-310 is the source of this 1926-nucleotide messenger RNA. RefSeq lists its product as hypothetical. The transcript has 6 exons. Lineage: Eukaryota; Oomycota; Peronosporomycetes; Peronosporales; Peronosporaceae. The coding region runs from base 82 to 1926 and encodes 614 amino acids. Gene Ontology annotation, molecular function: RNA binding; zinc ion binding; SUMO ligase activity. Gene Ontology annotation, biological process: mRNA splicing, via spliceosome; protein sumoylation. Gene Ontology annotation, cellular component: spliceosomal complex. The record is from RefSeq and is a predicted model, not a curated record.
CGAGUGAAGGGCGGGUGAGAAGAAGCUUUUAGGCCAACGCACAGGCCGGUCAGCACCUUCGCCACCGAGACACUGGCAACAAUGAGUGCCUCAUCUGCCCAGUUGCGUGACCUCCGCGCGCGUCUGAACCAGUUACGCAUGCCGGAACUUCGCAACAUCCUCAUGGACCUCAACUUGGCGCGUUCUGGACGCAAGUCGGAGCUCGUAGAGCGUAUCACCAUCGAACUGGAGUCCUUCGCCGACAAGGCUCGAGGCACCACGUCCGCCGCAUUCUACGCCGAGCGACUCGCGGCUGGUAUGCGGAGCAUCGAGCAGCAGCAGACGAGAGGAAGAACAGCCUACAUGCCGGCGCCGCAAGUCGUACAGGGCGGCUAUCACACGGGCAACAUGUCGUCGCAGAUCCCGGGACGUUAUGGGGCAAUCCCACCCACGACUCCACCGUCUCGGUCUAUUCCCGCCCCUAUAUACGGGCGCAACCCUGCGCCUCGACCUCCAGUGGCGUAUGGAGCAGUAAAUGUCGCUCCACAAGGAACAGGUGUGAUCCCGUUGACCAGUGGAGUGGAUCUGUAUAACCCGACACAAGCUGCGGCGCUAAACGGCGCGAGAUGCUUCUGUGUGACGCAAGGAGUGUCAGGCAAGGUGAUCAAGUGUGUGGAUUGCGGCUUGGCAGUACAUGCCAAGUGCCAUCAGCUGAUAACGCUGAGUGGCGAGUGGUAUUGCGAAAUAUGUCGAGCCAAGACGUACGAUCCGUUCUAUCGAGUGCAGAAGACAGUGCUGGAUCCCAAUUUUGUGCGCUUCGCCAAGCCGGCCAGCUCUUUCCGACUAGAGUACUACAUUACCGACAACGACCUUAACAACAUGUAUGCUAACAGAGAUCCGAAGCCUGGAUCGAUGACGCCAGGAUCGUUGGAGCUGCAGCUGCGGUGCUUCGCAGUGAAAGAAGAUCUCGCAGCAGGACAUUGCUGGCCAGCGUCGACACAGUUGAGCGUGAACGGUUUCGGCGUACCGAUCACACAGCGUGCUCCUCCUGGACACGCAAACCCUUCCAAAGUAUUACGAGAGCUACCAGCAAAUAUUUUCCAGUACUCACGAGUAGGACGAAACGUGGUGGACAUACGGACUACCGAGAACCCGUCGGUGUUCGGAUUCAUGGUGCAGAUCGUGGAGGUGCGCAAUAUUAACGAUCUCGUCAAUGAGGUAAAAGAGGCAUCAAAGAAUCUGACGUACGAGGGUGCCAAGCAAGAAGUUAUCAAGUCGUUUGGCAGUGAAGAUGAAGAUGAUGUCGUCGCUACUGUCACAAUGUUGUCAGUUCGCUGUCCGCUGGGCUUGUGCGUGAUUAAUCUCCCAGCGCGAGGGAUACACUGCAAGCACUUGCAGUGCUUUGACCUGAAAACGUUUAUGAUGUUCAGCAAGAAAGCGCGGUCAAAGGCGUGGCGGUGUACAGUGUGCCAUCGAUUUAUCAAGGCAACCGAUUUGCGGAUUGAUCCUUAUUUAAAGAAGCUUCUUGCAGAAGUCGAAGGUGAGGACGAGCUGGAGGAGGUGGAGAUCUUCCCGGAUGGAUCAUGGAAACGGAGGCUAGAGGAAGACUUGCCCAUUCCGUACUGGCUGUACAAGUUGCACGGUCUUGGAGUGGAGUACAAGUGCGAGAUCUGCGGCAACCACAGCUACUGGGGACGACGUGCAUUCGAUCGACACUUCCAGGAAUGGCGUCAUGCCUUUGGUAUGCGCUGUCUGAAGAUCCCCAACACGAAGCAUUUCCACGAUAUCACGCUCAUGAGAGACGCUAUCCAGCUUUACGAGAAGUUGAAAGAUCAGAUCGACGCUGAGAGCUGGAAUGCGUCGAAUGAGGAGGAAUUCGAGGACUCGGAAGGUAACGUGCUGAACAGAAAGACGUACGAGGAUCUGGCUCGCCAAGGCUUGCUGUAA